Molecule: messenger RNA, 11421 nt
Organism: Diabrotica balteata
Lineage: Eukaryota; Metazoa; Arthropoda; Insecta; Coleoptera; Chrysomelidae
Source: the annotation of a GenBank genome assembly
AUGCGGUGGAAGACAUUAAUCUUUGUGUUUUGUGUUUUGGGAUUAUCCAAGGCGGACAAUAGUGGAAAUUGUAAAAUCGAUGGCAUAGAAGACGGUCAAUGGACGGUAACGUUUACUCCCACCACCAUCGCUAACGACAAUAAAGCAGAUUUUACUAUCUUUAGCGGAGCUAUUACUGGAAAGUUGGAUGACUUAUCAUGUAAGCCUAACAUAGAUGGCAAAAGCAAUUAUGUGGAUUUUGAAGCAAAGGACGGAAAAUUUAUAAUAAAGACUGCUGCAGAUAUUGUGAAGUUAGAUGAGGAAACUGCUCAAACUACUUCACCAUUGGAUCUUAAUUAUGUUUGUAGUAUGACUUGCGAUUCGGGCUCGAGUGAAUUGCGUGUUGCAGUCAAAAUCGCUGAUUAUAAUAGCCACAAGCCAGUCUUUUCUCAAUCAUCUUACAAGUACACAGUUUCUUCCCCAAUAAUGCCGAAUACAGAUUUUACUUUAAAUGGGGAUGUCAUCAAAGCCAGCGAUUUAGAUUUUUCCAAUAAUGGUAUGACAUUUACAGUGGAUCCCCCACAUUUCAUUAUUACGACAACAUCGGACAGUACAGAUAGUAAUAAAAAAACUUUUGUGGCCAAUAUAAGGGCAAAAAGUGUAGUUCAACUGAAGGAUACCACCACCACUUAUACUUUGACUGCUACAGAUGUAGGCACCAAUCCAGGAACACUUAGCCAAAUUGCUAGUGUUAUAUUUACAAUCGAUGCCGACAACAGUUUGGAUAUUCCGUCUUUCGUAUAUCAGAACAGUCAGACUGACUACACCUUUCAGUACCAAAGCGAUAAGACAUUGAAACCAUUGUCUGGACCUAUUAAGUUGAAUACCCAACGUACAUUAACUGACGAAAACUUUGAACUUUUAGGUGACAUGAAAGGAAAAUUUUCCUAUAAAUACGAUGCUAGCACGAAGGAAAUCACUUUAAGCGCAGAUGAAAUAAAAGAUCCUACCGAUACAUUAACAGUUCUUACACUCAAUAUUAAUAAUGGACAGGUGACUGUUUCGACGCCAAUUAUUAUUUACUUUACAAUGAAUACUGUCAAAUUCAAUGAGCAUAUAUACACCGGCAGUUACGAUGACGCGAAGAAUCAAGUGAAUUUGGAUAAGAAGAUUACAGUAACAAGUACUGGCAAAUCUGAUGUUACUGUUACAAUUUCUGGAGAUUUGGAAAAGUAUUUUAAAGCAGUAAAAGGCACUGAUGCCGGUACUUGGUCUAUUGAAGUAACAUCACCCGCUCCAACAGUGGACGAACUAAAAAAAUACGAAUUUCUCAAUCUGGUACUGACUGCAACUGAAGACGGAGAAACCGACACGGCAAGCCUAUUGGUCAAACUUCCUUCACAUGUACUACAGUUUUCUAAAAUUUUAUACGAAGCUACUUACAAUAACGAUAAUACUGUAACCAUGUCAGAUAAGAUUGCGUUUACUACGGAUGUGUCGUCUGUGGAUAUAACCGUGGAUACAAAUUAUGAAAAAUAUUUCGAAAUAAGCCAGGAGGACAAGAAUUACAUCAUAAAAUCAACAACUACAGCGCUACCAGAUGAUAUUCUCAAACAGCAGACAGAAAUUGCAAUCAUCAUAACCGCAAAAGAUAGCUACCAGAAUACCCAGCAGGCAGUUGUGAAGAUGACCUUGCCAGAAAUUAACAAUGAAAAGGGGCCGAAGUUUUCUAAAUCUUAUUACAAAUCCGAAUACAAGCAAGACCAAACGGAUGAAUACUUGGACUUUACGGAUCCUGUAUCUUUUGAAAACGUGGACGAUAUAACAACAGUUAAAAUCGGUCUAGAUGCAUACAGUGACAAUUUUGAAAUAGUCUAUGAUACAACUCAAAAGAAAUGGCGAGUACAUAUAAAAGUUCCAUUAACUUCUAAGGACUUCGAUUCUUUGACAGAAAUACUUGUAAUCAUGGAAGUUACAGAAACAGGAGUCACGAAAACUGGAAAAUCCGUAUUGGUCAUAGACCUUACAACUGAAGUAGCUCCUCAAUUCGUUGAUUUGUAUUAUGCAGCUGAAUAUAAACAAAGUGAAACGAAUUAUAUAGAUUUUAAAACAAAUGUUGCAUUUGCGAAAGAGAUUGAUCCAAAAAAUUUACAGAUAACACUUGAUACUUACACAGAAAAUUUCGCGGUAACUUAUGAUACAGCUCAAAAGAAAUGGCGUAUACAAAUAAAAUCCCCUUUGGAUUCUAAAGAUUUUGAGUCUUUAUCAGAAAUCGUUUUGACUAUGGAAGCUACUGAGUCAGGAGUCACUAAAACAGGAAAAUCUGUAUUGGUAAUAGAACUUAUUACUGAAGUCGGUCCUCAGUUUUCCAAAUUGUACUAUGCGGCUGAAUACAAACAAAACCAAAAAGACUACAUCGAUUUUAUCGAAGAUGUUACUUUUACCAAAGAGAUUGAUCCAAACAAUUUAAAAGUAACACUGGAUACUUACACGGACAAUUUUGCAGUCACUUACGAUACAGCCCAAAAGAAAUGGCGCAUACAAAUAAAAUCGCCUCUGAAUUCUGAAGAUUUUGACUCUCUAGCAGAAAUCGUUCUGACUAUGGAAGCUACAGAGACUGGCGUUUCUAAAACAGGAAAAUCGGUUUUGGUAAUAGAAAUUAAGAAGGACGAAACAGCAACUGCACCACAGUUUACCGAUCUGUACUACGAGGCUGAAUAUAAACAAAGUCAAACAGAUUAUAUAGAUUUUAAAACAGAUGUUGCUUUUACCGAAAAAAUUGAUCCAAAGAAUUUAAAAAUAACACUAAAUACUUAUACCGAUAAUUUCGGAGUGACUUAUGAUACAAAUCAAAAUAAAUGGCGUAUACAAAUAAAAUCUCCUCUGAAUUCUGAAGAUUUUAACUCUUUAUCAGAAAUAAUUCUAACCAUGGAAGCUGCAGAGUCAGAAGUCACUAAAACAGGAAAAUCAGUGUUGGUUGUCGAACUGAAAACAGACGCAACUGAAGUGGGACCACAAUUUAAGGAUUUAUACUAUCAAUCUGAAUACAAACAAAGCCAAACUGAUUAUAUAGACUUUAAAACAGAUGUUGGUUUUACCGAAAAUAUUGAUCCAAAAAAUUUAAAAAUAGCUCUAGACACUUAUACGGACAAUUUCGCGGUAACUUAUGAUACAGCUCAAAAGAAAUGGCGUAUACAAAUAAAAUCCCCUCUGGAUUCUAAAGAUUUUGAGACCUUAUCAGAAAUCGUACUGACCAUGGAAGCUACUGAGUCGGGAGUUACUAAAACUGGAAAAUCUGUGUUGGUUAUCGAACUCAAAACAGAUGCAACAGAAGUGGGACCACAAUUUAAGGAUUUAUACUAUCGAUCUGAAUAUAAACAAGGCUCAACUGAUUAUAUAGAUUUUAAAACAGAUGUUGCAUUUGAAGAAGACGUUGCUGCGGAGAAACUAAAAAUAACGUUGGACACUUAUACAGACAAUUUCGCGGUAAUUUAUGAUACAGCUCAAAAGAAAUGGCGCAUACAAAUAAAAUCUCCUCUGGAUUCUAAAGAUUUUGAAUCCUUAUCAGAAAUCGUACUGACCAUGGAAGCUACAGAGUCUGGAAUUACUCAAACUGGAAAAUCUGUGUUAGUUAUCGAACUCAAGACAGACGCAACAGAAGUGGGACCACAAUUUAAAGACUUGUACUAUCAAUCUGAAUAUAAACAAGGCCAAACUGAUUACAUAGAUUUUAAAACAGAUGUUGUAUUUGAAGGAGACAUUGCUGCGGAGAAACUAAAAAUAUCACUGGACACCUAUACAGACAACUUCGCGGUAACUUAUGAUACAGCUCAAAAGAAAUGGCGUAUACAAAUAAAAUCUCCUUUGGAUUCUAAAGAUUUUAAAUCCUUAUCAGAAAUCGUACUCACCAUGGAAGCUACAGAGUCUGGAGUUACUAAAACUGGAAAGUCUGUGUUGGUUAUCGAACUCAAAACAGAUACAACAGAAAUGGGACCACAAUUUAAGGACUUAUACUAUCAAUCUGAAUAUAAACAAGGCCAAACUGAUUAUAUAGAUUUUAAAACAGAUGUUGCUUUUGAAGGCGACGUUGCCGCGGAGAAACUAAAAAUAACGUUGGACAGUUAUACAGACAAUUUUGCGGUAACUUAUGAUACAGCUCAAAAGAAAUGGCGCAUACAAAUAAAAUCCCCUCUGGAUUCUAAAGAUUUUGAUUCCUUAUCAGAAAUCGUACUCACCAUGGAAGCUAUUGAGACGGGAGUUACUAAAACUGGAAAAUCUGUGUUGGUUAUCGAACUCAAAACAGACGCAACAGAAGUGGGACCACAAUUUAAAGACUUAUACUAUCAAUCUGAAUAUAAACAAGGCCAAACUGAUUAUAUUGAAUUUAAAACGGAUGUUGCUUUCGUGGAAACUAUUGAUCCGAAGAACUUAAAAGUAUCACUUGACACUUAUACCGACAAUUUCGCAGUAAUUUACGACACCACACAAAAGAAAUGGCGUAUACAAAUAAAAUCCCCUCUCGAUUCUAAAGAUUUUAAGACCUUAUCAGAAAUCGUACUGACCAUGGAAGCUACUGAGACGGGAGUUACUAAAACUGGAAAAUCUGUGUUGGUUAUCGAACUCAAAACAGACACAACAGAAGUGGGACCACAAUUUAAAGACUUAUACUAUCAAUCUGAAUACAAACAAGGCCAAACUGAUUAUAUAGAUUUUAAAACAGAUGUUGCUUUUGAAGGAGAUAUUGCUGCGGAGAAACUAAAAAUAACGUUGGACACUUAUACAGACAAUUUUGCGGUAACUUAUGAUACAACUCAAAAGAAAUGGCGUAUACAAAUAAAAUCCCCUCUGGAUUCUAAAGAUUUUGAUUCCUUAUCAGAAAUCGUACUCACCAUGGAAGCUACAGAGUCUGGAAUUACUAAAACUGGAAAAUCUGUGUUGGUUAUCGAACUCAAAACAGACACAACAGAAGUGGGACCACAAUUUAAAGACUUAUACUAUCAAUCUGAAUAUAAACAAGGCCAAACUGAUUAUAUUGAAUUCAAAACAGAUGUUGCAUUUGAAGGAGAUGUUGCUGCGGAGAAACUAAAAAUAUCACUGGACACUUAUACAGACAAUUUUGCGGUAACUUAUGAUACAGCUCAAAAGAAAUGGCGUAUACAAAUAAAAUCUCCUCUGGAUUCUAAAGAUUUUGAUUCCUUAUCAGAAAUCGUACUCACCAUGGAAGCUACAGAGUCUGGAGUUACUAAAACUGGAAAAUCUGUGUUAGUUAUAGAACUCAAAACAGAUGCAACAGAAGUGGGACCACAAUUUAAGGACUUGUACUAUAAAUCUGAAUACAAACAAGGCCAAACUGAUUAUAUUGAAUUCAAAACAGAUGUUGCAUUUGAAGGAGAUGUUGCUGGGGAGAAACUAAAAAUAUCACUGGACAUUUAUACAGACAAUUUUGCGGUAACAUAUGAUACAACUCAAAAGAAAUGGCGUAUACAAAUAAAAUCCCCUCUGGAUUCUAAAGAUUUUGAUUCCUUAUCAGAAAUCGUACUCACCAUGGAAGCUACAGAGUCUGGAGUUACUAAAACUGGAAAAUCUGUGUUAGUUAUCGAACUCAAGACAGACGCAACAGAAGUGGGACCACAAUUUAAGGACUUAUAUUAUGAAUCUGAAUAUAAAAAAGACCAAACAGAUUAUAUUGAAUUUAAAACAGCUGUUGCUUUUGAAGAAGACAUUGAUCCCAAUAAUAUAAAAAUAUCACUGGACACUUAUACAGACAAUUUUGCGGUAACUUAUGAUACAACGCAAAAGAAAUGGCGUAUACAAAUAAAAUCUCCUCUGGAUUCUAAAGAUUUUGAAUCCUUAUCAGAAAUCGUACUCACCAUGGAAGCUACAGAGUCUGGAAUUACUAAAACUGGAAAAUCUGUGUUGGUUAUCGAACUCAAAACAGACACAACAGAAGUGGGACCACAAUUUAAAGACUUAUACUAUCAAUCUGAAUAUAAACAAGGCCAAACUGAUUAUAUUGAAUUCAAAACAGAUGUUGCAUUUGAAGGAGAUGUUGCUGCGGAGAAACUAAAAAUAUCACUGGACACUUAUACAGACAAUUUUGCGGUAACUUAUGAUACAACUCAAAAGAAAUGGCGUAUACAAAUAAAAUCCCCUCUGGAUUCUAAAGAUUUUGAUUCCUUAUCAGAAAUCGUACUCACCAUGGAAGCUACAGAGUCUGGAGUUACUAAAACUGGAAAAUCUGUGUUAGUUAUAGAACUCAAAACAGAUGCAACUGAAGUGGGACCACAAUUUAAGGACUUGUACUAUAAAUCUGAAUACAAACAAGGCCAAACUGAUUAUAUUGAAUUCAAAACAGAUGUUGCAUUUGAAGGAGAUGUUGCUGGGGAGAAACUAAAAAUAUCACUGGACAUUUAUACAGACAAUUUUGCGGUAACAUAUGAUACAACUCAAAAGAAAUGGCGUAUACAAAUAAAAUCCCCUCUGGAUUCUAAAGAUUUUGAUUCCUUAUCAGAAAUCGUACUCACCAUGGAAGCUACAGAGUCUGGAGUUACUAAAACUGGAAAAUCUGUGUUAGUUAUCGAACUCAAGACAGACGCAACAGAAGUGGGACCACAAUUUAAGGACUUAUAUUAUGAAUCUGAAUAUAAAAAAGACCAAACAGAUUAUAUUGAAUUUAAAACAGCUGUUGCUUUUGAAGAAGACAUUGAUCCCAAUAAUAUAAAAAUAUCACUGGACACUUAUACAGACAAUUUUGCGGUAACUUAUGAUACAACGCAAAAGAAAUGGCGUAUACAAAUAAAAUCUCCUCUGGAUUCUAAAGAUUUUGAAUCCUUAUCAGAAAUCGUACUGACUAUGGAAGCUACAGAGUCUGGAAUUACUAAAACUGGAAAAUCUGUCUUAGUUAUCGAACUCAAAAAAGACACAACAGAAGUGGGACCACAAUUUAAGGACUUAUAUUAUGAAUCUGAAUAUAAACAAGGCCAAACUGAUUAUAUAGAUUUCAAUACAGAUGUUGCUUUUACAGAAACUAUUGAUCCGAAAAAUUUAAAGAUAGCAAUCAGUGAUUAUGCUGAUAACUUCGCGGUGGAAUACAGUUCGGACAAAUGGCGGAUUAAAAUCACCAAACCACUGGAGGACUCCGUAUUCGACACCACAACAGACUUGAUUUUAGUCAUGGAGGCUAGUGAAACUGGAAAAUCUUCAAAGGGUUCAUCGGUACUUGUAAUUAAAUUAACGGGUUCUUCUGUUAAUGAUAAAGUUCCGAAAUUCAAAGAUGUUUAUUACACCGCCGAAUAUCCCAAAGAGGGCAAAGGGACAAUUCCGUUUGAUCAAAAAAUUACUUUCGAAAAUGUAGCUGAUAUAAACAAGGUGAAAAUAUUAGUUUCUGAUUAUAAGGACUACUUCAGUAUUGCUUACGAUAAAACAAAGACAGCUUGGUUUAUAACCAUCGUCAAACCAUUAGACCUAAACGUACUAACUGGAUCAGUAAUAACGACACUAUCUGCUACAAUAGAUGGGGAUGACGUGCAUAAACCAGUCGCUGCUUUUACUUUAAAACUUCCGGAACUUACUGCUCCUAUCUUCACCAAACCAUAUUAUCGAGCAGAGUACAUCGUCUCUGGUACUACAGCAACUGUAAAUUUGGUCGAUAAAAUCGAGUUUGGUGCUAACGUUGAUGUCAGUAACAUCGAAAUAACGUCUGAUGAUUAUUCCAAAUAUUUUUCAUUUACGUAUGAGGACAAGCAAUGGAAAGUCAUCACAAAGGGCAUACUAGACCUUAAAGAGCUGGAUCGGUCCGAUCUAGUAGUUUCCAUUACAGCCACUGACAAAACCACCAAACUGACCAGCGCUUCUAUCAUCGAUCUCAAAUUACCCCAUGUGAACACCGAUGAUGCUCCGAAGUUUGUCAAAACAUAUUAUACUGCUAGCUACAUUAUAUCUGGUGACAAGGCUACUGUAACUCUUGACGAACAGUUUACAUUCAGCAACAGGAAUGACCCAAAGAGUGUUACUUUAACUACUGAUAAAUACCAGGAUAACUUUAAAAUAGAAUACACUGAUGGAAAAUGGACUAUAACUGUUGACAGAAAUCUAGAUGACGCCACACUAAACUCCAAUGAUAUAGUGAUGUCUCUUAUAGCUACAGAUUCCACUACCAAAGACGUAGGCGAAUGUACUUUGCUGAUGGGGCUGCCGAAAAUUAAUAGCAAAGAUGCACCUCAAUUUGACAAAGCUUAUUAUCAGUCGGAAUGCGAUGACUCUACCACAAGUUUGGAUACAGAAAUAGCGAUAAACAAUAAAGAUGAUAAAUCGACAAUUACUAUUAGUAUCCUUGAAGACGAAUACAAAUCCAACUUCAAAAUCAGUUUUGACGAAACAUCCAAAGUUUGGAAGGUAGAGGUGCUGUCAGUGCCAAAGAUUGUAACAUCCACAAACGAUUUAAUCUUGACUUUAAUAGCUACAGAAAAGGACAACAAAGAACUUGGACAAGCAACUUUGGUUUUGAAUUUCCCUGCAGUAACGGCUCCUAAAUUUUCGUCUAUACUAUAUCGCGGUAGCUACAAAGCUGAAGAAGCAAGUUCUUUCGAAAUCAGCGAUGUUAAAAUUACAAACAAAGACAAGCAAGAUAAUAUUCAACUUAAAUUAUCUUUAGAUGGUAAUACAGAUAUUUCAAAAUACUUCAAGUUCACUCUCAAGGACAACGUAUGGAAAAUAACUUUAAUUGAUCCUCUCUCCGAUGGUGAUAUCAAAGGAAAAACAGAACUGAUUUUGACUUUGUCAGCAACCGAACAGGAUAACACCGAAAUAGGCUACGCUACUGUCAUAAUUUCCCUGGAAGAUAACGCCGUUACAUCUGACCUAACCUUCUCUGAUGUCUACUACAGCGCUGAAUAUAUCAAGUCUAGUCCUUUACCAAAUAUUAAGUUAAGUAAAGACAUUAGUUUGAAAUCGACUAUGGACCUGAAAGAUGCUGUUGUUGAAUUCGUAGUUACUGAUGAUUUCAAUGCCAACACCUAUUUAGAGGUUACAUCUACUGAAACUGCAGGCGUUUACACCAUUUCUAGUAAAAACGAACUGCCCGAAAAGAUCCUAGACGCACCCAGUUUGAGUCUAGUUCUGCAAGCAUCAAUAGAUAAACUCCCCAAGGUCUACGCUACUUUAGUAAUUGAUCUUCCAGUAGAAGGGGAGAGUAAUUCGAUAGAUUUUUCGAAAAUAUUAUAUGAGGCAACCUAUACUAUUAGCAGUGACGACCAACGUUCAUUUGAGUCCGAUGAAAUCACUAUUGAAACAAAAGAAGCUGCUAGUGAUCUCAAAGUUAAAAUUUCACCUGAUUCUAUAUAUAGCUCGUACUUUACUGUUAAGCAGGACAACUAUAAAGUUACUAUAACCGUAGAUGCUCUAAUUCCUUCUAGUAUUUAUGAAAAGGUAUCUGUAAUUCCCCUAGCUCUUGAAGCUACAUCAUCAGGAACACAGAAUGUUGGAAAAACUGUCGUCAAUGUCAAUAUAAACUACAAUAAAGGUUCCGUUAAAUUCAGCUCGUCCCUUUAUAACGGAAAGUACACCCUUAAAGACGGAGAAGCUACCACAUCUAUUGAUAUCAUUACAUUGACUACAGACCAAGAUGCAGAACAAAUAUUGGUUGAGAUAGACAACGAGUACAAGAAAUAUUUUGAUGCUUCAUACGCCCAAUCCGAAGUCAAAAUAACUAAAAAAGCCGAUAUACCAAUAGCUGAGCUUAAGGAAAUUGCAACAAUAUCUAUACAAUUGAAAGCAACGAUCAAGAAUUCCAAAGUCGAGGACAACACUGUAAUAAACUUAUUGGUCAUUACCGAUGAUACUCCGACACCAGAUCAAGGAAAAAUAAGUUUUGCCAGCUUUGUAAAUACUGGCGAGUAUUCCGUACUAAAUGGAGUAGGAGAAUUUAAAGAAGAUAAUGAUAUUAAACUUACGACAGAUAGACAAAACGAUGAAAUAGAAGUGAAAUUCAGCGAUGACUCCAAUUUUAAAGACAAGUUUAGGAUUUCCUACAAAGAUCAAGUAGUAACGGUAGAAAAGAUAGAGGACUUGUCCAAUGAAGAUUUCCAAUCACAUACCUAUAUUUCGUUAGAAAUGAUCGCUACUAUUAUAAAGUCGAAACAGAGCUCCUCAGCUGUGCUAAACAUCCGCAUGAACAAUAACGGAGGUAGUGAUAGUGAACAUAUAUCCUUUGAGUAUCCUGCUUACAAAGGUCUUUACAAUAUAUCGAAUAAUAUGGUUGAUUUAGAUUAUGACAAAAUAACUGUAUCCACGGACCAAACAGAUGAGAAUCUUGAAGUGAAAAUAGCGGAGCCAUACAAUGAAUAUUUCGAUAUAGUUUGUACCAAUAAACUGAUUCAAAUCAGUCUGAAGGAUAAAGCUGCCAGUAACACUCUUAGAAGUUUAACGAAUAUUCCAGUAGUAGUGUCUGCACAAAUCAAGGAUACAACCCAUACAGCAACUACGGUGGUUAAUUUAGAAGUUAGAGAUUACGACAACAAUAAUAAGCCUGAAGAAUCUAUCCAUUUCCCGAAAUUGGUCAACGACGCUCAGUAUAUUGUAGCAAAAGGAGAAUUUAGCAGUACUGAUAUGGUUGUUGUUACUAAUGUUUUAGAUGAAUAUAUAGAGUGUGAUUUAUCAAAUGAGUACAAUUAUGAAAAAUACUUCCAUUGUAGUUAUGAACACUCACGAGUACAAAUAACUCUUUCUAGUACACUACCUCGAGACGAACUGAAAAAAACGAACAACAUUGCAUUGACUGUGCGUGUAUCCGACAAGCUUAGAGAAGGUGUUUAUGGAGAUGCUAUACUAAACAUUGCGCUUAAACAUACCGUGACAGAGAAAGAAAUGAAUGAGACUGGUUACAUUGUGGCUAUUUCAAUUCUUUCAGUUUUGAUGUUUAUAUUGCUAGCAGGAACAGCAGGUUUUUACUAUUAUAAAUUCAGAAAAUCGAGAUAUGAAAAGAUGACCGAAGAAGAAUAUAUGAACAGUAAAGUUCGAUUCGACAAAAGCUCAUUAAAGAGGCCAUCAAACAGAGAUUCAACACAUCGAUCAAGUGCAAUCGAAGAGAGACGACCCACCGGUUUUAUCUUCAAUAGCGCCAUAGCAGAAGAGGAACCGAGAGAUUCUAGCACAGAUCCGGAUAUGAAAGAAAGAAAAAAAUCGGUAGCUUUCGAUGAGAACGUGGAGAAGCUCCAGAUAGAUAGUGUGAACGACGAUGACAUCGAUAAAGCUUUAGAAGAAGUUAGCAGCGAAGAAGCAUCAGCAAAAGUUUAGUAAAAGCAUGUUUUACUGACGUGUAAAUGCAGAUUGUAGGCAAAAAUGUAUUAUAGAUCUUCGGAUGGAUGUUCUUUUUUUGUAUUAAUAUUAUAUACGAGAUAUGUGAUAGAAAAUAAUCUAUUUUAAGAAUAAAGUUAUUUUUUAAUU